AUGACCAACGGGCAAGUUUAUCUCGGAGAACUUACCAGCCCAGCUUAUAUCGGACACCUUGACGACCACACCACGGCGGAGACCAUCGACGCCCUGCUAGCCCAGCAUGGCCUGCAUCCCAGCACGACGAUCAUGACGGACCCCGAUACCGGCGACAGCCGACUCUGGGGGUUCAUCCAGUUUCCCUGGCACACUUCCGAAGCCGAGAAGUGCAUCAACCUGUUUGAUCACACAGAGAUUGAUGGGAGCGAGGUCAAUCUUCACAUGGUGAGGGGACCUAAUCCAGCUGGUGGUGCCCACAGUUCGGGGUAUGGGUCCGCUACGGGUCAAGGAUAUGGAGGAUCUGGAAGAUAUGAAGAUUUGUAUCCGCAUUCUGGAGGAUAUUUUUACUAG
Messenger RNA from Aspergillus mulundensis, 393 nucleotides. RefSeq lists its product as uncharacterized. NCBI's taxonomy places the organism in Eukaryota, Fungi, Ascomycota, Eurotiomycetes, Eurotiales, Aspergillaceae. The record is from RefSeq and is a predicted model, not a curated record. Bases 1 to 393 code for a protein of 130 amino acids. Gene Ontology annotation, molecular function: RNA binding. The transcript has 3 exons.